GGCGGCGAAACUACGGUCGCGCGGAGCCGCGUUCAGAGAUUUCGUUGCAAUAACGUCGGCGUGUGGUUCGCGUGAUCGCGAGAGGUUGACAAAACCGUCCGACGUUUAAAUCGAUCGAGUGGCCGUCGUGUCGCGUUGGUGGGCACGUCGAAACCUACCCGGAUCGACGUGUAUUUCGCCUUUGGUGACGUCACCGACAGUUCCGAGGGAUGGCCCGUGCUCUCGAGCACCGCGACGCAUCGCCUCUCCUCCCCUUUUCGUAACCCGUAAAAUCGACCAACAGACAGAGAGAGAGAAAGCGAGAAAGAGAGAGCGAGCGCGAGUGAGUGUGUGUGAGAGAAAGAGAGAGAAACGAAGUUCCGAAAUCACGAACUCGCGGACGACGAAGACGACGACGACGACGACGACUACUAUGGCCGUGGAAACGCGAAGGUGUCUGUAAAACACUGACGUACUCUUUUUAGUGAAGUCGUGUUGCACGCGCCAACCUAUCUCUGUUACCUACCUACACCUUGGGACCGAACGAAUUUAAUCGAGCGAGAGCUCCACACGAGUAGAAUCAUCAGGCCGAAAGGGGUUCGCAGAGAUCGAGUCCUAGAGCGAUAAAGCGAUAGAUAGAGACAGAACGAGAGGGAGAGUGGGAGAGGGAGGGAGAGAUAGCGAGAGACCGGUGAGACCCGGGUGCAAUGUCGUAUCAUCGUGGGGGCCAGGCGGGCGCCGUAGCAGUCUCGUACAGCACCAGUCCAAUGGCGCCGCAUUCUCCCAGCAGACGAUGUUCCAGCGGUAGCGCCGGAACCAGCACCUCCGCUAUCGGCACGUCCACCUCGAAGCUGACCACCUACCGAACUACUGCUUCCUCGUCGAUACUCGAUCGACCCACCAACUUCUACUCGUCCCCGUCGUCGAGCAGCUUCGGCUACCGUUCGAACUAUACGUCCGAAUGCAGGCGAUCCUACUGCCCGUCAGGCAGUUUCUACUCGUCGACGGGCACGAGCAUCCGCAGAAGCUACGUGUCGGACUACCGGUCUCGCUGCUCACCCGCAAGGUCAGUCUCGUCGUCGGCGUAUAGCAGCACGGGCAGCGGUAGCACGGCCACGAAUGUGACGGCGAACGGCACCAGCGGCACCAGAUUUGGGUUGUCCACGUCGUCGUCAUCGUCGAGCAUCUCGUCCAGGGACAGGGCUGUCCAAGAAUCGGCCGCCUCGUUGUCCUCGAGAUUGGAGACAGCCGCGGACCUGAUCAAGUACUCGCCAGCCGGUUACACGCCGAAGAUUCAUCAGACGAGCAGCGCAGCGAGCGGCGGUAGCAGCAGCAGCAGCAGCAGCCUUCAUCAUUAUCAUCACCAGAGGAAGCAUCAUCCGGCCGGUUCGUCGUUGACGGAGCUGUUCGGCGGCGACGAACGUGACCUGGCAGUGGACCGCAGGGAUCACCGUCCGGAGUCGUCGCUCUCGUCGUCCUCAUCGUCGUCUUCCUGCGCCGUCAGCGGUGCGCUCUGGUCCAGGUCGAAGAGAAGGCCACUGUCCAGCAGCACGGUGCUCAGCAGCGGGCAUGCACGCGCGGACAGUGCCGCGUCGCCUGGCGAGGUAACGAUCGACGAGCGCGGCAUAAUCCGCGACUUGGACGAUGACGAUGACGACAAUGACGAGAACGGAGACAAUAACGCCGACGACGAUCAGCACAAGAACAACAACAACAACAAUAACAACAGUGGCGGCGGGAGUAAGAGCAACGGUGCCGAGGACCCUGGCUCCUGCGGCGCCGGUGGCGGUGGCUCCGCGGUGGCUCAAUACGGGAUAAACAACAACGACCGGUCAGACCGCUCAGACGAUGACGAGGACGACGACGACGCGGACGACGAAGACAACAACAAGCACCUGAACAACCGGCAUCAACGGCAGCAACGACAGCAACAACGCGGUGCUGCUGCCCAUCGGACCGACGAGGUUUCACCAGCUAAGCGUAACCUCUUGUCGCAUCCUGUGCCCGGUGUUGGCGGUGCUGGCGAUGCUGGUUUGAUCGGUGUUAAGCUCGACUUGCUCACUAACCUAGCCACUAAUCCGAGUAACGGCGGGCUGCUGAUUAACAACAACGCUCAGGAGAAGAUCCGCCCGGAGGAAGAGGACGUGGAGAUCGGCGACGACACUGGGGGCGAGACCAGCGGCGGCGGCGGAGGCGGCGGUGGUGAGGUAAUACGUGGGAUCGUCGACGAGGAGAUAUCGUUCCUCCGUGGCGGACGUACCGGCGACCCGGAGAGUUUCGAGGACGGCGGAGAGCAACGGAACGCGUCGUCCACGUCGUACGAUAUCGUUCAGACGGAAUUCGUGGGCGGCACGCCGCCCAUUUUGCAAAACGGCGUGGCGGGAAGACCGUCCGGCACUUAUGGGGACGACCCAUCCGUGCCUUCCACAUCCAGGAGACCGGAUGGUCAUUUCUCCGGUUCGAGUAGCACUGCCAGUUCUCUGACCUCCUCGCCCACCGCACCGUCCACGGCGCACCAGAAUCUCUACCGCGGGGUCGUCGAUCAGUUCGAAGGAAGCCCGACAAACAAAUCGGCGCGUAAUCGGCUACAGGCGCAUCGCGAUGAGCGAUGUGGACUGAACGGGUUGAGGAAUAUCGGGAAUACAUGUUUCAUGAACAGCGUGAUUCAAUGCCUGAGCAACACGAGACCGCUGCUGGAGUAUCUGCUGAACGAACAGUACCCGGCGGACAUAAACACCACGACGAGCAGCAUGAAGGGCGCGUUGAUCAAGGCGUUCAGCCAGGUGAUCCACGAGCUGUGGGAGGUGGGCGGUGACCACGUGGUAAACACAACGGCGCUUAAGUCUCAGAUACAGAGAUUCGCGCCGCGGUUCAUGGGUUACAGCCAACAGGACGCUCAGGAGUUCCUCAGAUACCUGCUGGAAGGUCUGCACGAGGACGUGAACAGGGUCACGGUGAAGCCCCAGCCGAUACACACGGAUAUUCCCGAGAUGUAUACGGACAGUCAGAAGGCGUUGGAGAGCUGGAAGCGCUACCUGCGCAGCGAGGACAGCAUGGUAGUGGACGUGUUCGUGGGUCAAUUGCGCUCCUCGUUGCACUGCACCUCCUGCGACCACGUGUCGGUCACGUUGGACCCGUUCUGGGACCUGAGCCUGCCGAUACCGGCGAGAAGUGGCACAGUGAAACUGAGCCAGUGCCUGGAGCACUUCACGCGGGAAGAGGUGCUCGACGGCGACGAGAAGCCGACCUGUUCCAAGUGCCAGAUGAGGAGAAAGUGCACCAAGAGCUUCAGCAUACAGAAGUUCCCGAAGAUUCUCGUUAUCCAUUUAAAACGGUUCUCGCCGAUGGAACGGUUCCGCAGCAAGCUUAACGUGAUGGUGGACUUCCCUUUGACAGGUUUGGAUCUCAGUGCCUUUGCCGGGCCCAGAGUCCCGGGUUGCACGUACAAUCUGUACGGGGUCGCGAAUCACUCGGGCACGACGCACUCCGGCCAUUACACGGCGUAUUGCAAGCAUCCGUACUCGGGGGAAUGGCACGAGUACAACGACAGCCGGGUGUCCGUUGUCUCGGCUAAAUCGGUCGUUUCCAACGAAGCCUACGUGCUCUUCUACGAGCAGCAGCCUCACAGCUCUCACUUGUAACCCUACGCCAUGCCUAGAGUAUAAAAGAACAAAACAUUUAAACAAAACAAAAAAACGACCAUCUUGCCUCUCGAUACCUCAGUCAAGCCGUAUACUAUAAAAAGAGAAAAAAAAAAGAGAAACGGAGAACGAAAGGGGAAGACAGGACGGACAAAGGAAGGAGGAUACUUUAUCGUGCGGUAUUGAAAAGCGACUAAACACUGAACGACGAGGAAGAACGCAGCCGUGGUCGUUUUCGUUAAGGCGGAUGAGCAAUGGGUACGAAGAGCAUCGGAUCCGCGUGUGUGCAUCGUGUGACUGUUGGCGAUAAUCAUGUUCCGCUCGAUCGAAUCAUUUUGUUUCUCUUCGUGGAGACAAGAACGUCGGCUCCUUUGAACGACGCGACGCCUUGGUGCAUUUUUGUUUCAUCGAGAGUUUUCCUGACGGUCAGAAAUCGUCGCAUCCUCUUCCGAAUCUUCCACGUUUAUUAUUUCUUUUUUUUUCUUUCUUUCUCACGACCUUUCCUACUCUACCCUAUCUUUUCACCUAGUUCAAUCUAUUAUUUUUAUACGGAACGAUUAAUAGUUUCGGGAACGAGAUUCGCCAGACAAGUUUCGAUGAGAAUAACGAAGAGAAGAUCAUGACCUCGCCAAAGAUCACGUGAACAUGGGAUUUAGAAGAGAAUAAACAUGAACGCUUCGGAUGUCUAGUUACUUUUGAAUAGACGAUAUAGUAAAGAGAACAAAAAAUGAAAACUAAUGAAUAAUAUACAUCUAUCCUCACUCUUUCACUGAACACCUGGCAAUCUACAGCUAUUUACUUUUGUAAAAUAUUUUGUUUAAUAAUAUCACAGUCAAGAGUUAUUUAUUUAAUUUAUGGAAAAGAGAAAAAACUGAUAAAAUACUAAUAUAUUCGAUAUUGACGAAUAUAAUAUAUAAAUAUAUAUAUUAUUAUACGUAUUACACAUACCAAUAAAAAGUAACAAAGAUUAAGAGAAAACAAUGAACGGACGAAAUGAUUUUUCUUAUCGCCGUGAUAUCUACUCACUCCUCGUCUAACUAAAACAAGAGAAAAAGAAAAGAUGAGAAGGUAUCGAUGUUAAAUUACUAAGGGAGAACAGGUUGCGCACUGUUUCUUUUUUUAAAAAUCGAAUGUGUCCUUAAGAGAAAUAAGUGUGACAUCGUACCCGGUGAUUUAUUACCGCCUUUUGGAAGUUCCAAAUCGGUUUUAAGUAGUAUUGCUUAAUUAAAUAAAUUCUUCGCAAGAAAAAAACAAACCCUGACGCAUCUAUUGGUAUUAAUAAACUACUAAAUUU
This is a messenger RNA of Ceratina calcarata, 4914 nucleotides long. Its product is annotated as ubiquitin carboxyl-terminal hydrolase Usp2. NCBI's taxonomy places the organism in Eukaryota, Metazoa, Arthropoda, Insecta, Hymenoptera, Apidae. Gene Ontology annotation, molecular function: cysteine-type deubiquitinase activity. Bases 687 to 3620 code for a protein of 977 amino acids. The record is from RefSeq and is a predicted model, not a curated record. Gene Ontology annotation, biological process: protein deubiquitination. The transcript has 8 exons.